Nomascus leucogenys (northern white-cheeked gibbon) is the source of this 1379-nucleotide messenger RNA. NCBI's taxonomy places the organism in Eukaryota, Metazoa, Chordata, Mammalia, Primates, Hylobatidae. The record is from RefSeq and is a predicted model, not a curated record.
UGCCCACUCCGCCUCCGGGUUGUCAGGGCAACCGUAGGGACGCCGGCCCUGGCUGAGAGGCGUUAGGAGCCCCGGGGUUCGCCCGCGGAGGCCGGGGAGCAGCCGAUCAUGGAGCCCCAGAAAAUCACGCCACCCUCAAAGCCUCAUCCACCUGUUGUGGGCAAAGUGACUCAUCACAGCAUUGAAUUAUACUGGGAUGUGGAAAAGAAAGCCAAACGCCAAGGACCUCAGGAGCAGUGGUUCAGGUUCUCCAUUGAAGAAAAAGACCCCAACAUGCACACUUAUGGUAUCAUUUAUACGGGAUAUGCAACGAAGCAUGUUGUUGAAGGUCUGGAACCAAGGACGCAGUACAGAUUUCGCCUGAAGGUCACCAGCCCCUCUGGGGAGUGUGAGUACAGCCCACUCGUCUCAGUGUCUACGACCAGGCCAUCUCUGAGCAAGAACAUUGUAAAAAUUAGGGUGGUCACAAGUGUUCUCCAUGGCCCACCCACUGAAAACACAGGAGAGCCCAUAAGUAGUGAGCACUUGCAUCGGGCUGUCAGUGUGAAUGAUGAAGAUUUGCUGGUCCAAAUACUUCAAGGAGGCCGUGUUAAGGUUGAUGUUCCCAAUAAGUUUGGCUUUACCGCUCUGAUGGUUGCUGCCCAGAAAGGAUACACCAGGCUUGUGAAAAUCCUAGUUUCUAAUGGCACAGACGUGAAUCUGAAGAAUGGAAGUGGCAAGGACAGUCUAAUGCUGGCAUGCUAUGCGGGACACCUAGAUAUUGUGAAAUAUCUCCGAAGACACGGCGCUUCUUGGCAAGCUAGAGACCUGGGAGGCUGUACAGCUCUGCACUGGGCUGCAGAUGGAGGCCACUGCAGUGUGAUUGAGUGGAUGAUAAACGAUGGCUGUGAGGUAGACAUCACAGACACUGGUUCAGGAUGGACCCCACUCAUGAGAGUCUCUGCGGUGUCGGGAAAUCAGAGAGUGGCCUCUCUUCUAAUUGAUGCUGGGGCCAAUGUGAAUGUGAAGGACAGAAAUGGAAAGACGCCUCUUAUGGUGGCUGUGUUAAACAAUCAUGAAGAGUUAGUUCAGUUACUUCUUGACAAAGGGGCAGAUGCAAGUGUAAAAAAUGAGUUCGGCAAAGGUGUCCUAGAAAUGGCCAGAGUUUUUGACAGACAGAGUGUAGUCUCCUUAUUAGAAGAAAGGAAAAAAAAAGCAGAGGCCAAAGAAGUCCUGUGUCUGCUGAUGAGAGCACCACUCAUCUGCGAAACCCACGUAAAAUAAAGUGAACCAUGACUGUUAAACUAGGGAUGGGAAAUUCUGCAUCUUGGGAGGCCGUACAUUUAUUUAUUUAGUUGAAGAUUCACUGAUCCCACUUUGAAAUACAUCUUUUUACCUAA